Molecule: messenger RNA, 1857 nt
Organism: Hyalella azteca
Lineage: Eukaryota; Metazoa; Arthropoda; Malacostraca; Amphipoda; Hyalellidae
Product: ribosome biogenesis protein WDR12 homolog
Exons: 9
Coding region: 31-1512 (493 amino acids)
Biological process (GO): ribosome biogenesis
Cellular component (GO): preribosome, large subunit precursor
Molecular function (GO): protein binding
Source: RefSeq, a predicted model, not a curated record
GAUUAUCUAAAUUGGUAGUUAUAUAUAAUAAUGUCAGACAUGGAAAACAAUAGCAAGAAUAACCAAGAAAAUGAGCCCUCUAAAAAAAGACGAUCACGAAGAAAGAUGUCUAAGAAGAAGUUCUUGCAGCAAUAUGAACAGAAGCCGAAAAAGUUCUUAACUGUUUCCUUGCCAGAAGAGAAAAUGGAAGAAGAUAAAAAUGUUUUGAUUACAUUAUACACAAAACAGCAAAGGUUUGCUGUGCCCAAGUCUUCCAUUUCAGUACCUGAUGACACAGAUCCUACAGGCUUGAACAGAAUGCUGUCCACAAUGCUGGAGCAAAGUAAUCUGAAAGAAAGUCCUCCAGUGUUUGAUUUCUUGGUGGAUGGAGUCAUGUUACAUGGUGCUCUGUCCAAGUUUUUAGAAGAGUCUGAAGCUUCUAAUCGUGAAGGUGGUUUAGUAAUAGAGUACUUAGAGCAAUUACCUCCUCCCAUCCCAAAGGAUGCACUCAAUCAUGAUGACUGGGUUGCCGCACUACACUUCAGUCAAGAUAAGCUAUUAAUCACAGGAUGUUAUGACAACACCAUUCACAUCUGGCGCCCCAAUGUUGGUGACGGCACAAAGAAAGCCACCAAGGUUCUCUCUGAUGAUACAGAGGCUCAUAUCAUCAAGAUCACUGAUGCACACAAGGCUCCAGUCAAAGCCAUCUCUUGGAUUCCUAAGAAGAAUCACUGUUUCGUCAGUGGUGGCAUGGACCAGUCAGUGCGGAUAUGGCAGUGGGACGCCAAAAGCAACAGGGUGCGCUGUGUGUACAAGUGUCGUGGCCACACCCAGUCCAUCGAGAGUCUUGCUGUUGCUGCUGAUGGAGAACUCGUUGCAUCAGGCUCCUGGGAGGGAGCGCUCAAAAUAUGGACGACUGGUGACGAGGAUAUCAUAGAAGCCAAGGAUGACGAGCCGGAGAGCAAGAAGAGCCGCUCAACCGUUGAUCCUCCUAAGAACAAAGGCCCUCGGGCGACCCUGAGUAACCACACUCAGUCUGUGUCGGGUCUGGUGUGGCCCACACUACGCACUCUUGCCUCGUGCUCAUGGGACAACAGCGUGCGCUUGUGGGACGUGGAGGCUCAGCAGGCAACGGGACAUUACGUGGGCCCCUGCGCCUGUCUCUCUCUCGACUCGUCCCCAUUCAACAACACGAUCAUCUUCAGUGCCAUGGACGCACGCAUUAGGCUGCUUGAUCCUCGUAGUGGAGAUGGUUUGAUUCUAGAGAAGACAUUCCAGCAUCACAAGCGCUGGGCCAACUCCGUCAAGUGGAGCCCCACCAACGAGUACCACUUCGCCAGCGGCGGCUUCGACAACGUCGUCAAGCUCUGGGACAUCCGCAGUUGUCGGUCGCCGUUGUUCGAGAUGCUGAGUCACGAGGACAAGGUGCUCGCUAUCGACUGGUCCAGGCCUGGCGUGCUCUUCUCAGGCAGUGCGGACUGCAAUGUCAAGGUCUUCCUGCUCCCCAGGAACGCCUCCCAUGAAGACCAAUAACUUCUGGGCGUUAGCGAGUCUUCCGUAGGCUUUCUUCUAGUGUUCUAAACGAUUUUCUAUCUGCCAUUGUACUCUUGUUUAUUUCAUUGGAUAACAUUCAUAUUAUUUGUUGAUAAGGAGUUAAUAAGCAUUUUAAUAGCGCGAAGGUUGAUUACGAACAAAAGAGGAAUGGAUACGAAAAACUUGCCUCGUAAUAGUAGGCAGCGCUGUUUCACUUUGUGACGUUUUUUGCACUUGUGACUCCCAGGUCUUUCCGCUGUUUUCCUAUGUUCUCUGUAGUUACGGAGCCGUGAAGUUAUUUGUGUUGAAAACUGUAUCAUGUUUUGAAGAUAACACAUGCUGAUG